Molecule: messenger RNA, 1077 nt
Organism: Entamoeba histolytica HM-1:IMSS
Lineage: Eukaryota; Evosea; Mastigamoebida; Endamoebidae
Product: zinc finger protein, putative
Exons: 2
Coding region: 1-1077 (358 amino acids)
Biological process (GO): ubiquitin-dependent protein catabolic process; positive regulation of proteasomal ubiquitin-dependent protein catabolic process; protein polyubiquitination
Cellular component (GO): ubiquitin ligase complex; cytoplasm
Molecular function (GO): NAD+ poly-ADP-ribosyltransferase activity; ubiquitin protein ligase activity; zinc ion binding
Source: RefSeq, a predicted model, not a curated record
AUGAAAAAGCAUUGUUAUGAUGUAAAUAUUUUAUCAUUUGGUAAUAUUCAAGAUGAUUCAGAAAGAUAUAAAGAGAUGGUAGAAUGGGUUAAUUCAUAUAGAGAAAUAAAUUUGAAAAGUUCUUUACGUCAACAAAAACCAAAAGCUUUAUGUCCAAUAUGUAAUUCUUAUUUAAAUCUUUCUGAUACAUAUUGCGUAGGUGAUUGUUGUCAUAGGAUUUGUUAUGACUGUAUUAAAAAACAUGUACAACAAGAGAUUAAUUCAAGUAAUGAAUAUAUUAUUUGUCCAUGUGAUCAGUGUGAAUGUAAAUUAGAUAAUGCUAAUCGAUUAUUCAAAGAUAAAAUAAUUUCAAGUGAAUUAAAAGAAAGAUAUGAAAAAAAAAUGAAUGAUGCUUAUUUAAAGAAAAAUAACUAUUCUCCUUGUCCAUUAUGUAAUGGAUUAUUACCUCCAUAUGAUGGUCCAAAUAAAAGACAUUGUAAACAUUGUAACGAUGACUAUUGUUAUAAUUGUCAUGAAAAAUGGCAUGAAGGAUUUACCUGUCAACAAUUUGCCAAUUAUAAGAAAAUGAGUCCUCUUUUAAAAGAAUUAUUCGUUGAAGGAUUAAAAUUUAUUAAAAACGAAAACGAUAUGGCAUUAUCAAAUUGCAUCAUUCAAUUUAACUCUAUGAUAUUGAAUAAUUGUAUGUCAUUUCAAAGAUUUAUAAAUUCAUUUAAGGAUAUUCCUUGUAAUCAUGCCUCUGAUGGAUUUUUUGCUUGGCAUGGAAGUUCUGAGAUAGGUGUUAAAGGGAUUUGUCAAGAAGGUUUUGAUCCUAAGAGAAGAAGUGGUCAAACUUAUGGUAUUGGAGAAUAUUUUGGAGUUACAGCAAAAGACUCAGGAAAUUAUUUAAAAGAAAAUAGUAAUCAUAUGAUUUUAACAUUUAUUUCAAGUAAACAGUUUAACACAGUACAUAACAAUUUUUGUUAUGUAAUAAAUAACCCAUUGGAUUGGAGUUAUUCAUAUUGUCUUCCAUUAUUUAUAGUGUCAUAUCGUAAUCAUUCAGAAGUAGAUUAUGUGUCAAAAGAAAAUUAUCAAAAUUAA